Messenger RNA from Sorex araneus (European shrew), 5914 nucleotides. RefSeq names its product laminin subunit gamma 1 (gene LAMC1). The transcript is spliced from 28 exons. Bases 1 to 4497 code for a protein of 1498 amino acids. Lineage: Eukaryota; Metazoa; Chordata; Mammalia; Eulipotyphla; Soricidae. The record is from RefSeq and is a predicted model, not a curated record.
AUGACCGAGACCACCAAGACGCACGUGAUCCUGCUGGCCUGCGGCAGCUUCAACCCCAUCACCAAGGGCCACAUCCACAUGUUUGGCAAGGCCUUCGACAUCACCUACGUGCGCCUCAAGUUCCACACGAGCCGGCCUGAGAGCUUCGCCAUCUACAAGCGCACGCGCGAGGACGGGCCCUGGCUGCCCUACCAGUACUACAGCGGCUCGUGCGAGGCCACGUACGGCCGCGCCACCCGCGCCUUCCUGCGCACGGGUGCCGACGAGCAGCAGGCGCUGUGCACCGACGAGUUCAGCGACAUCUCCCCGCUCACCGGCGGCAACGUGGCCUUCUCCACGCUGGAGGGCCGGCCCAGCGCCUACAACUUCGACCACAGCCCCGUGCUGCAGGAGUGGGUGACGGCCACCGACAUCCGGGUCACUCUGAACCGCCUGAACACUUUCGGGGACGAGGUGUUCAGUGACCCCAAGGUCCUCAAGUCCUACUACUAUGCCAUCUCUGACUUUGCCGUGGGCGGCCGGUGCAAGUGCAACGGCCACGCCAGCCAGUGUGUGCGGGACGGGCGGGGCCAGCUGGUGUGUGACUGCAAGCACAACACCCAGGGCGUGGACUGUGAGAAGUGCCUGCCCUUCUUCAACGACCGCCCGUGGCACCGGGCCACGGCCGAGAGCGCCAACGAGUGUCAGCCCUGCGACUGCAGCGGCCGCUCCCAGGAGUGCUACUUCGACCCCGAGCUCUACCGCUCCACAGGCCACGGGGGCCACUGCACCAACUGCAGGGAUAACACGGACGGGCCCAAGUGCGAGCGGUGCCGGGAGAACUUCUUCCGCCUGGGAGCGCACGACGCCUGCGCCCCCUGCCACUGCAGCCCCGUGGGCUCCCUGAGCACCCAGUGUGACAGCUACGGCAGGUGCAGCUGUAAGCCGGGAGUGAUGGGGGACAAGUGCGACCGCUGUCAGCCGGGGUUCCACUCCCUCACGGAGGCGGGCUGCAGGCCCUGUGUCUGUAACCCUUCGGGCAGCGUGGACGAGUGCAACGUGGAGACGGGGCGCUGCUUCUGCAAGGACAACGUGGAGGGCUUCAACUGCGAGAGGUGCAAGCCCGGAUUUUUCAACCUGGAGCCCUCGAACCCGAAGGGCUGCGCCCCCUGCUUCUGCUUCGGACACUCGUCGGUGUGCACCAACGCCGUGGGCUAUAGCGUGCACGCCGUUACCUCCACCUUCCAGAUCGACGAUGACGGCUGGCACGCCGAGCAGAGGGAUGGCUCCGAGGCCUCCCUGGACUGGUCCGCCCAGCGCCAGGACGUGUCCGUCAUCUCCGACAGCUACUUCCCGAGAUACUUCAUUGCUCCAGCCAAGUUCCUGGGCCAGCAGGUGCUGAGCUACGGUCAGAACUUCUCCUUCUCCUUCCGUGUGGACCGGCGGGACACCCGCCUGUCCGCAGAGGACGUGGUGCUGGAGGGGGCCGGCCUGCGGGUCUCCGUGCCCCUGAUCGCGCAGGGCAAUGCCUACCCCAGCGAGACCGCCGUGAAAUACGUCUUCAGGCUCCACGAAUCCACUGAUUACCCCUGGAGGCCCACCCUGAGCCCUUUCGAGUUUCAGAAGCUCCUCAACAACCUGACGGCCAUCAAGAUCCGCGGGACGUACAGCGAGAGGAGUGCUGGCUACCUGGAUGACGUCACCCUGGCCAGCGCCCGGCCCGGGCCCGGCGUCCCCGCCACCUGGGUGGAGGCGUGCACCUGCCCAGCGGGCUACGGGGGGCAGUUCUGCGAGACAUGUCUCCCCGGCUUCCGGAGGGAGACCCCGGGCCUCGGGCCCUACAGCCCGUGCGUGCUCUGCAUUUGCAACGGACACAGCGAGUCCUGUGACCCCGAGAGUGGUGUGUGCAGCUGCGCCCACAACACGGCCGGCCCCCACUGCGAGAAGUGCACCGACGGCUACUAUGGGGACGCCACGGCAGGCACCGCCUCCGACUGCCAGCCCUGCCCGUGCCCCGGCGGCUCCAGCUGUGCCGUGGUGCCCAGGACCGGGGAGGUGGUCUGCACCAACUGCCCCACCGGCACCACUGGCAAGCGCUGUGAGCUGUGUGACGACGGCUACUUCGGGGACCCCCUGGGUCAGGCAGGGCCGGUGCGGCUGUGCCGGCCCUGCCGCUGCAGCGACAACAUCGACCCCAACGCCGUGGGCAACUGCCACCGGCUGAGCGGGGAGUGUCUCAAGUGCAUCCACAACACGGCCGGCUUCUACUGCGACCGCUGCCGCCACGGCUUCUACGGGAACCCCUUGGCCCCCAGCCCCGCGGACAAGUGCAAAGCCUGCAGCUGUAACCCCUUUGGGACGGCCGCGCAGGAGGGCGGCUGCAAUGCGGUGACGGGCCAGUGCGAGUGUCUGCCGCACGUGAUGGGGCGCGACUGCGGGGCCUGCGAGCCCGGCUUCUACAACCUGCACAGCGGGCGCGGCUGCGACAGGUGCAACUGCCACGCGCUGGGCUCCACCAACGGGCAGUGCGACGUGCGCACGGGCCAGUGCGAGUGCCAGCCAGGCGUCACGGGCCAGCACUGCGAGCGCUGCGAGCCCAACCACUUCGGGUUCGGGCCCGAAGGCUGCAAACCCUGCGACUGCCACCCCGAGGGCUCGCUGUCCCUGCAGUGCCGCGACGACGGGCGCUGCCAGUGCCGCCAGGGCUUCGUGGGCACCCGCUGCGACCAGUGCGAGGAGAACUACUUCUACAACCGCUCCUGGCCCGGCUGCCAGGAGUGCCCGGCCUGCUACCGCUUAGUCAAGGACAAGGUGGCCGAGCACCGGGCCAGACUUCGGGAGCUAGAAGGUCUCAUCGCCGACCUGGGCACUGGUGACGAGGCGGUGACGGACCAGGCCUUCGAGGACAGGCUGAAGGAGGCCGAGCGGGAGGUCAUGGACUUGCUGCGGGAGGCACAGGAUGUCAAAGACGUGGACCAGAACCUGCUGGACCGCCUCCAGCGGGUCAACAGCAGCCUGAGCAGCCAGGUGGGCCGCCUGCAGAACAUCCGCAAGACGGUGGAGGAGACCAGGGACCUGGCCGAGCAGGCGCGCAUGCGGGUGGACAGCACCGAGCAGCUCAUCGAGAUCGCGGCCCGAGAGCUGGAGAAGGCCAAGGUGGCCAUGGCCAACGUGUCCAUCACGCAGCCUGAGUCCACUGGGGACCCCAACAACAUGACGCUCCUGGCAGAGGAGGCGCGGCGGCUCGCAGAACGCCACAAGCAGGAAGCCGACGACAUCGUCCGCGUGGCCCAGACGGCCAAUGAGACGUCGGCGGAGGCCUACAGCCUGCUUCUGCGCACGCUGGCCGGCGAGAACCAGACGGCCCUGGAGAUCGAGGAGCUCAACAGGAAGUACGAGCAGGCCAAGAACAUCUCGCGGGACCUGGAACGGCAGGCGGCCCGGGUGCACGAGGAGGCGCAGCGGGUGGGGGAGAAGGCGGUGGAGAUCUACGCCAGCGUGUCCCAGCUGGCGCCCGUGGACUCGGAGGCACUGGAGAACGAGGCCAAUAAGAUCAAGAAGGAGGCGGAGGAGCUGGAGCACCUGAUGGGGCAGAAGCUGCGGGACUACGAGGCCCUGCGCGAGGACAUGCAGGGGAAGGAGCUGGAAGUCCGCGGGCUGCUGGACAAGGGCAAGACGGAGCAGCAGACGGCUGACCAGCUGCUGGCGCGCGCCGACGCGGCCAAGGCCCUGGCCGAGGAGGCCGCCAAGAAGGGGCGGGACACGCUGCAGGAGGCCACGGACAUUCUCAACAACCUGCGGGACUUCGACCAGCGGGUGAACGACAACAAGACGGCGGCCGAGGAGGCGCUGCAGCGGGUCCCGGCCAUCAGCCGCACCAUCGCGGAGGCGGAGGAGAAGACCCGCGAGGCGCAGGUGGCCCUGGGCAACGCCGCGGCCGACGCCACCGAGGCCAAGGACAGGGCCCAUGCGGCCGAGCGCAUCGCCAGCGCCGUGCAGCAGAACGCCACCAGCACCAAGGCUGAGGCCGAGAGGACCUUCGCCGAGGUGACGGGCCUGGACGGGGAGGUGAGCACGAUGCUGCGGCAGCUGCAGGAGGCCGAGGAGGAGCUGAAGCGGAAGCAUGAUGCGGCCGAGCAGGACGCGAUGAUGGCCGGCAUGGCGUCCCAGGCGGCACAGGAGGCGGAGAUCAGCGCCCGGAAGGCCAAGAACUCGGUGACCAGCCUCCUGCAGCUCAUCAACCAGCUCCUGGAGCAGCUGGGCCAGCUGGACACGGUGGACCUGAACAAGCUGAACGAGCUCGAGGGCGCCCUGAGCCAGGCCCGGGACGAGAUGCAGAGCAGCGAGCUGGACCGCAAGGUGUCGGCGCUGGAGCGGGAGGCCCGGGGCCAGGAGGCCGCCAUGCUGGGCUACGACCGCGACAUCGAGGCCAUCCGCCGGGACGUGCGCAACCUGGAGGACAUCCGCAGGACGCUGCCGGCCGGCUGCUUCAACACGCCGUCCAUCGAGAAGCCCUAGGCCCCCCCCCCCCGGCCGGACCCCGCCCCCCCCCCGCCUCCGUCCCCACCAGGUACAGGCCCCGGGGCCGGCGGGGGGGGCCGCCUUCGAGGGAGCCAGCCCACUGGGACACCCUUGGGCCCCCCACCCCCUGGACGCCGGCUACGGGCCCCCCGCAGUCACCCCGGGCCCCCGCUGUGAGGAUAAACCACUAGAGCCAGCCCGGAACGGGGCCCCCGCCAGCAGGGGAAGGUCCCUGUGGCGCGGGGGGGGGGGCAGGGGGGCGGGAGUUGAGCCUCUGCGGAUGCCCCUCCCCCUUCCCGCAGCCCCCCCCCCGCCCCCCCAGACGUGCUGUUGCCAACCCCGGUGUACCCAUCCCUCCACUUCCUGAACCGAGACUCCAGCCCCUGCCCCCCCACCCCACCCCGCCACGUGCUUUGGGCGAGGACCACCCUCUAGGCAGCACCGUGGUGGGCCUCGGGGGUCCCCCACGGCCCCACCUCCAGGCACGACCUCCCCACACACACCCACCCACCCCCAGACCUAUAUCUAGCCUUAACACUAUGCAACUUUGUACUUUGCCUAGGGAGGGAAAGAAACUAUAUUAUUUUGACACACUGGUGCUAUUCGUCGUUUCAAAUUUAUAUUUUUGUGUGACUGUGCUUUUUUUUUUUUGGUCCCCCCUUCCCCCCCAAACUCGUCCCCCCGCCCCUGCCCCGAGAGUAAGCAGCAGCUGAAAAUAAGACUCAGCCCCAUUCCUGGGGCGCUGUGGGCUCUGAGGCUCAGCCCGGCCCCCCCUCACCACCAGCAUGUGCCUUCAGCCUGGGGUCCCCCCUCCAGGACACUCCCCCUGUGACGGGGGUCUUGAGGGGGCCAGGGCCGUGGCGGGCAGGAGAGGACAGAGCUAGGGGAUCACGCUGAAGCAGCCGUCAGAUGCACUGAGGAAUGUUCUAGAAAGGCCGUCCUCGGGGUGUUGGCUGGGCGUAGCCGGCAGGGCGCCCCCGGGAAGAGGGGCUGCUCGGUCCCCUAGACCCGGAACUGCUCCUCAGCUGUGUGUGCCUUUCUGCCUGCCUGUGUGCUGUGCUCGGGUUUUACUUCGGUGCCCCAGUUCUACGCCCCGGGGGAACCCAGGCCCCCCACCCGUGAGGCCGCACCCGCCAAGCCCCCCACCCGGCCACACGUUGGGGGUGACUUCAGGAGAGUUUUAUUUUUCAAGUCAAAGUCCUUGAGUGAGAUGAAGCGUGGUGGGCCUCCGGCGUGCGGGCCUGUGGGUGCCUGGGGCACAGGCCGGGGCGCGGGGGUCCCCCCAGUGCCCUCCACACCCGCCCCACCUCCCCCCGCACUGCCCUGCUCUCGGGUGCGGACGAGUGCGACACUUGGCAUUUUGUAUGUUACAGAACCAGUAUUUUAUUUAUAAUAAAAUCGGAAUAUUUGUAAC